Mugil cephalus (flathead mullet) is the source of this 1891-nucleotide messenger RNA. RefSeq names its product SEBOX homeobox (gene sebox). The transcript has 3 exons. Lineage: Eukaryota; Metazoa; Chordata; Actinopteri; Mugiliformes; Mugilidae. Gene Ontology annotation, molecular function: DNA binding. The record is from RefSeq and is a predicted model, not a curated record. Bases 519 to 1640 code for a protein of 373 amino acids.
GGUGUGAUGUGGCAGGGACAGAGGAGCACCAUCAGGCUGAGCACACAAACAUAUGCACAUACUCUGUUACACUUUUUAUUUAAGCAAAGGGGAAAUUAACACAUACAGCAGUUGAUCAUUUGCGCUCUCUGUUUUAGGGCACUGAAGAUGCCACAAGCUUGAAAGUAGAAUAAGGCAGAUCACAAAGAUUAUCAAGUGUCAUAAUCUCACACCACUGAGUUGUUUUGCGGGGAAAAGGGGGCCGUUAAGACUUCAGUAGAUUAAACAGCUCUAUGACCUACUUGGAAGCACUUUAAUGUCCAGUAAUUGUAGAAUAUUUCAUUUGGCUUAUCAUAGAAGUGCAUGAAUAAAAACAGAUUGAUCGUGGACUCCCAAAAGUCCAUUGAAACAAAAAUGUUGUAUCAUUGAACAAAAUGCUGUAUCCAACACAGGAUACAGUUGAGGAACAUAAUGCAACAAGAAAACAAGUCUCUUAGAGAGAGUGAGGAUUAGAGAGGUGCAUAACACCUGGAUUUGCCAUGUACUGGGUGCAGGGUGUCCCAUCUGAUCUGCUCUGGGGUUAUAAAAACUCUGGCUCCUCCUCGGCUGUGAGCAUCAAUGAGGGUAACGGCAGUGCAUGUGUGCGUCUCACUGCAUGUGGAGUAAUGGCUCUGUUCAUGGACUCGGACUUCUCUUUACUGAAGCACGGCCCGCAGAAAGACACGAUGGAUUUAAAGGCGUUAUAUGGAGAACAGGAGCACUGCAAAGAUGCCCACAGUGAGAGCGCCCUGUCGUCUCCUGAGCCGGACAGAGCCGCCGGUUUGAUGGAAGGUCAGAGGAAGAGGAAGAGGACGAUCUUCAGCCGAGCGCAGCUGUCUGAGCUGGAGCAGGCGUUCGCUGUGACUCCCUACCCGGACAUCACCCUGAGGGAGAGGCUUGCCGCUCACACACACCUGCCCGAGAGCAAGAUACAGGUGUGGUUCCAAAACAGAAGAGCUCGGAGUAUUAAGACCGGCAGAUUCCCCAAGUCCAGCAAGUCUGUCCUGGGAGGAAGAGGCUUUGUGGAGCCUUGCCCUGGGCCUGGGACCUCCACCUAUACAGCUCCGACCACUGUGGUGGACAUACUCAGACCAGAUCAGAACCACACCUGUGAAGACGUGCCACACCUUUACUCAGACUGGAUGCAGCUCUACAGCAGCCCCGCAUCGUCCACAGCGUCUUCCUCGUCCCUCCACCACCAGCCCGCGCUCAGCUGCUCGAAACACUCAGAGCCCAGUCUCUGGGAGGAGGAGAACCACCGGCAGCAGCAGCACUUGGGACUCAGCGGUUUUCUUCCUGCUUCGUUUCCUCAGGCCAUCACCAGGCAGCCUCACCACUCUGCGCCCACGCGCUCCUACCAGGCAUUCAGGAACUACAAGCCCCAGAGCCUGGCUCCAUCUGGGGCUCAUCAGGCCGUGUACGGAGGAAGCGGAGGUCACAGGUCUGUGGACCAGGUGGUCCCUUCCCACCCUCAGCCAGUGUACUUGGAGGUGACCCAAGGCCAGGGACACCACCACCGUCAUCAUCAUCACCACCCACAAAUGGGACAACAGACCUCCAUGGGAUAUAUCUCAGACCUGAUCUACAACGCUGCCAUUGUCACCAAUUUUCUAGAAUUCUGAUGAGGAGCACGGGCUGAGGGGAACAUAAAUGCAGGACGUUAAGUCAGUCAAGGUCUCUGUUUCUGUUACAUUCAUUUGCAUUUCCUUAUACAACACUUUCCAUGUCUAAAUCUGUCCUGUCUGCCACCAGAGCUGAGUGUACGUAAUAUACUGUAGUCAAGUUGUUGUGUUGUCAUUGCCCUAGUUUAGGCUUUAUGUUUUCAUUACGUGUUGCAUAUUUUAGGGAAUAAAACGUUUUCAUUCCAGUUUAA